AUGCUUCCGAUGUUUUUUCUUUCCGAAGCUCACGCCUUGAUCGUAUGGCAUUAUCUGGCAACCCUGACUGCGGCGCGGCCAAGAGAACCUUGCAGCAAGAAGCACGUCAUGUCCAGGUCGCACCUACCGCGCGGUGGACAAAAAUACCCUGGCUCGAUGUCGGCCGUCUCUUUCCGCCCGCUUAAGCGUCUGCCUGCGGGCAGCGCUUCGCAACGGAAUCCCCAUGGUGGAUGAUGCGUCGGCCACCUUCGUUCAACGAGGUCUGCGCGCAAAAGUCCUUCGAACGUCUAACAACGCUCCACGACACACUGCGACAUGAUCUGGCAUCGACCGCUGCUCCGUGUCGACUCGUGCCAUUCUUCGCGACGACAACUGCCAACAAGCCGUGGCGCGUACCGCCUUGAUCCAGCCUUGUUGGUCCCCGGUUAAAACCAAGACUCAGUUUGGCAUCGUCGACGGGUGCAGAAUCAAGAGGGCGCUUGCGCCUUUGAACCCCUUGGCACGGACCAUCAACGGCUCAAACCCGUAUGCGCCAAGGCUUCACAGCAAGGCCGACCUGUUGCCGCCACAGCCGGGCGGCACCCAUCGCGCUCUGUGUAUUAUCGUGCUGGGGCCCAAAGCACUCCGCAAACACAACGACUACGUCGUCCAUCAGUGUUAGCGCUCUGUUGGCGUCGCCAUUAGUGUGGCAAGCCUUGGCUAGGUUGUACUUCGCGAUGGCGACUUUGCGAUGCUGGGCGCCGUACACGCGCUCCAGGAUGGCGAUGGCGCGCUCGAGCACCUCCUGCUUCCGCCGCGAAUCGCCCACGAACCCGUACGCGGCGCCCAGAUUCACGAGGAUGUCCGCUGCCUCGGGGCUCUCGCGCCCAUGCACCAGCUGCAUCGUCUUCAGGGACUCCUCUAGCAGUUCGCACUCGAUCCCCUACUCGAUGCCUCGCGUACUCACCGUGAUGGCCCAAACACAUACCCAACUGCGCCUGCACCCUGGCGGUGUCUGCCGGCGGAGCGCUGGCAUCCGAGACCCGGAUGGCGAGCGCACGCUCCAGCAGGCGGCGCUGUUCCUCGAAGUCACCGCACGAGGCACAGGCGUUGCUCAGGUUGGCCAACGCGCUCGCCACCUGCUGGUCCCCCGGCCCGAGGAGGGCCUCCUUGGCGAGGAGCGACUCCUGCAGCAGCUCGCGCUGUCGGCGGUGAUCGCCCACGCUGCCGCACGCGCUGGCCAGGUUCCCCAGCACGGCAGCCCCAUCAGCUGGGCGUCCCUUGGCAGAUGACCCUCUGGGCCCCCGACGCCGUCCUCUCUCUCCGACAGCGCGGCCAGCGCGGCCUCGCCCAGCUGCACGGCCAGCGGCCCCUCGUACGCGUGCCCGCACGUCGGGCAGGCGUCGUCCCACCAGCGCCCGCGGGCCCUCGACGCCUCCAGCGCGCACGAGGCGUGCACCAGCGCCACGAUCCCCGGCACGGGCAAGGGCUGAUCAGCGGCUCGUCGCCAGCGUCAAGGCAGAAGCGGCAGAGCAGAGACCCGCGGCCCGCCAUGCCCUAACGCGCCAAGCGAGCGACCGUCGUCAGCCAAGCGGACUGCCAGGGAAAAGGCAGCCCACGGGCUUCAGCCAAGCUUGCUAACGCCUCCUCCUUCUCCCCAUCCACUGAGAUCUCCUGC
Messenger RNA from Prorocentrum cordatum, 1657 nucleotides. The record is from the annotation of a GenBank genome assembly. Lineage: Eukaryota; Dinophyceae; Prorocentrales; Prorocentraceae.